Molecule: messenger RNA, 3487 nt
Organism: Megalops cyprinoides (Indo-Pacific tarpon)
Lineage: Eukaryota; Metazoa; Chordata; Actinopteri; Elopiformes; Megalopidae
Gene: znf526
Product: zinc finger protein 526
Exons: 7
Biological process (GO): regulation of cytokine production; regulation of immune system process; negative regulation of transcription by RNA polymerase II
Source: RefSeq, a predicted model, not a curated record
GCGGGGCGGCACGGAGACGGAGACAGAUCGGCCAGACUAACGAUGUGUUUCGACCGCUUGAGUGUGAUUAUAUAGGGUUAUUAUUAAGACCUUGAACGAUCGGAUUGAGAGCGGGGGUAAUUUUUGGGUAUUAGCGACGCGCAGAAACCCCUCAUUGCAUCAUUGGAGUGCAGUGACGACUCACCCGCACGGGGGACUGCCCGACUACAGAAACAGAGGUAAGUCGGAGAGCGCGGAGAGAAGGAAGGCCUGGGCGAAGCUGCGAGAGACCUGCGGAGAAAAGUGGAGAGCGCCGCCUGACGACCGCCCUGCACCGGGGAGCCGCAGUCAGGAGAGAGCGGGUUACACGUAUUGGCCGUCUGUGAGCCGGGUGAAGCUGGCGUGAAACGGAGACAAUGCGCUGACUCAGCCUGUAGUCAACCAGAGGAGGGAAGACUUCGUUCAGUAAAAACGCAGCAGCCCACGGCAGUGCACAUGCACCUCUGAGCUCCCUGCAUCACACACACACAGGACUCCUUGACAGAGGAAUACACACAUACGUGCGGCAGCACACAGAGCAUGCGAAAUCCACCUGUUGAAAGCACUUGAAACUACACACAUACACAUACAAGCCAGCCCCCCUGUCCACAAAUACACAUACAAGCCAGCCCCUCCUUUCCGCCGCCCUGCCCAGUCCGCAGUGACCAUGAGCGUCCAGCAGGAGGAGACAGAGGGGCUGUACGUGCAGCACCAGUACAUGUGCAGCGAGUGCCACCAGCUCUUCAAUACCCUGGAGGAGGUGCUGGUGCACCAGCAGAGCCACACAGGGGCCGAGGGGGAGGAAGGGGAGGAAGUGGAGCCGGAGGUGGGCCAGGCGGAAGCCCAGCAGGCCCUGGGGGAGAGCCAGUACCAGUGCCUGGAGUGCGGCACCCUCCUCAGGACGCCCGAGGAGCUGCUGCUGCACCAGGAGCUUCACAUGAGAGAGGGAGGCGUGGAGACGGACCACGAGCUGUGCGAGGUGGUGGAGUCCAGCGAAACCGUGACGGUGCCCCCGGUGUCCGGCCAGAUACAGUACCAGUGUCUGGAAUGCCUGGCCCUGUUUGACACGCCAGAGGUGUGGCUGGCACACAGACAGACGCACAGCAAGAGCGGCACACAGAACACCCUGUCUGAUACGGAGUUUGUGCUGCAGGCAGACGGGACUGUUACCCCUUUAGUCAGUGUUCAGAAUUUGGUUGUGAGUGAACAGCGAGCCGGAGACAUACUCACCCUGGCUCAGGUGCUGGCGGCUCAGCAGCAGGCGAGCCCCGUGCCCCCGGCCCCCCCGCCGCGGGCCGCCCUGCUGCCCUCCCUGUCCCCCAUGCCGGGCUCGGCCACCCUGCGGCUGCAGAUCUGCACGGCGCAGGCCUUGGCGGACGGCUCCACGGCCCCCGGCCUCCGCCGCGCCAAGCUUCUGCCCCCGCUGCUGCCCAGCUGCUCCCCGCUGGACGCCGGCGGCGCGGGGAAGGCGGAGGGCGCGGAGCCGCGGUACCAGUGCGUGGAGGUGGGGCUGGGGCAGGGGGGCGAGGGGGAGGCGGGGAAGGAGGGCGACGACGGGGCGGGCGAGGUGGUCAUCAUCCACCCGUACGAGUGCUCCGAGUGCGCCCUGCUCUUCCAGACCCCCGAGGACUUCCUGCAGCACCAGGGCGAGCACUUCCUGGGCCAGGACAAGGAGAGCGGGGAGGAGGGCGUGAUGGAGGGGGAGGAGGAGGAGGAGGAGGAGGGCGGGGAUGAGGUGCUGGAGGCGGGGCCGGAGGAGAACGGCGGGCCGGAGGAGGAGCGGCCCCGGGGCCCCACCCUCUCGCACCGGCGGCAGCACAGCACCUUCCUCCCGCCCCGCCCCCGCCAGCCCCCGGCCCCGCCCCUCUCCCUGCAGUGCGGCGAGUGCCAGCGCACCUUCACGUCGGCCAACCGGCUGUCGGCGCACCGGCGUGUGCACGAGCACGGCACGCACGAGUGCCCCGAGUGCGACAAGGUGUUCAAGAAGCCGGCGUCGCUGCAGACGCACAUGCGCACGCACUCCGGAGAGGCCCGAUACCUCUGCGUGGACUGCGGACACGGCUUCACCACCGAGAUGACCCUCAUCAUUCACAGAAAGUCCCACACUGCAGAGCCCCUCCACAGGUGCCAGUUCUGUGCCAAGACCUUCACCAACAUGACCAAGUUCCUGUACCACCGCCGCACCCACACCGGCACCGAGGGGCCCCUCGCGGCGGGCGGCGCUGCGCUCGGCUCCCUGGCGCCCCCCGGCGUCAGCGUCACCGACGCGGAGCCCGGCGCCGACCCCGCGGCCCCGUCCCCGGCCCCGCCCCCCCGCGCGGCCUUCCCCUGCCCCGCCUGCGGCAAGGCCUUCCCCUCGCAGCUGUGCCUGGUGCGGCACCGCCGCACGGUGCACGUGACGGAGCGCCGCUUCAAGUGCGGCGUGUGCGGCAAGCCCUUCAAGAAGCAGAUCCACGUGCGCAACCACCUGCGCGUGCACACGGGCGAGCGGCCCUUCCAGUGCAGCGACUGCGGCAAGACCUUCUCCUCGCUCGCCAACCUGUCGCGCCACGGCCUCACGCACUCGGGCCUGCGGCCGUACCGCUGCGACGUCUGCCACAAGGCCUUCACCCAGUCCUCCAACCUGCGGCAGCACCGGCUGCUGCACGCCAGCCCCGCCCCCUUCCCCUGCCCCGACUGCCCCGCCGCCUUCCUGCGGCCCGCCAAGCUGGCCGCCCACCGCUACGCCCAGCACCCGGGGGCGCCCGCGCCCUACCCCUGCCCCCACUGCCCCGCCGGCUUCCUGCGCAAGCGGCAGCGGGACCGCCACUGCCUGGAGGCGCACCCGGAGCUCGUCCACGCCGAGGCCGACGCCCCCCUGCUCGUGGCCGACGCCACCCACCCCGCUCCCGCGGAGGGCGCGACCCUCGACCAGACCGCCCCCGCCGGGGGCCCCGACCCGGCCGCCGGCAUCCCCCUGCCUCCCCGCGGGGGCCUGGACUGCGCCGUCUGCGGCAAGCGGCUCAACUCGGCCGCCAACCUGCGCCUGCACCAGCUGAGCCACGCCCGCCGCCGCCCGGCCCCGCCCUCCUCCUCCUCCGCCGCGCCCCGCGGGAAGGGCCACCAGUGCCCCGUGUGCGGGAAGCUGUUCGUGUCGUCGUCGGGCGUGGCGCUGCACCAGCGCGUGCACACGGGCGAGCGGCCGUUCCCGUGCCCGCAGUGCGGCAAGCGCUUCCGGCAGAACACCCACCUGCGCGAGCACCUGCGCACGCACUCGGGCGAGCGGCCCUUCCGCUGCGACACCUGCGGCAAGGGCUUCGUGCAGAGCAUGCACCUGGCCGAGCACCGCCGCACACACACCGGCGAGCGGCCCCACGUCUGCGCCGUCUGCGGCAAGGCCUUCAAGACCUUCUCCAACCUGCGCAGCCACCGCAAGACGCACGCCCGGGCCCUGCAGGAGGAGGGGGCGGCGGCGGCGGCGGGCGGGGCC